Molecule: messenger RNA, 1902 nt
Organism: Amoebophrya sp. A120
Lineage: Eukaryota; Dinophyceae; Syndiniales; Amoebophryaceae
Source: the annotation of a GenBank genome assembly
AGGAAGUACUACUUCAACAACUUCUGCAAAUCAUCAUGCCACAAACUUGGGAGGAAGUGUGUCCCAAUGAUGGGGCGGACUUUGGCGGCAUCGUUAUCUGCGGCGAUGAAAUCGUGCAGGUUGUUCCCAAGUCAUGGGCGGCGACCCGCGGAAUCGAGGCCGGUGACAAAAUUGUUUCCUGCAACGAUUUAUGAACUGCAAAAGUAUCGUACUAAGUAGUAUAAAUGCAUGACAAAUUUCCUCAGCAUGAGAAAUAAAAUUUAUAAAUGCGGAUUUAACUUGAGAAAGAAACUUGUAAUGCAUGACCGCGAUUACUACGAGUGCGAUACUUUUGCACAGGAUACGAUUCGCAGCUGAGCUCCGUAAAAGACAUCGCCAAUCGCCGAGCCUUGUACCAAUCCAAGAACCUGCGACUCAAGUUGGAGCGCCCCGAACGACGAGUAUAUUACAGCAAGCCUGAGUUUCUAAUGAAGAGUGUUGUUUCCUGAUACUAAAUCAUAAUUCUAAUUGUACUUCUGGUUGAAGAGACAGAGACUGAUGAACCGCUCUUGGCCUAGCCAAGAGGAGGAAACAAAUCGCUGCAAUGAGUAUAUUACUACGCGGACUUUUGGGCAUUGCGCAUAAUUUGCUUGUAAUGAGGUUGGGAUGUAGUUACAAUGAAUCACAAUGACCAGACCAAACCAAAAAUCGCAACAGCCCCAGUUGAUGUCCGGGCAACUUACGCAGAAGACGCCGGGAUGUCGCCUGAAAGGACGCAAGGUCGCGGGACUUUCGGACACGGGUUUUGCCGUGGAUUUGGGGCUGCAGGUCGGCGACGAGCUCGUCGCGCUGAACAACAGCGGCUACACCGAAUUGACGGAUGACGAGAAGAUGCAGCUCUUGACCAAGGUGCGCCCGCUCCCCAUGCUCUUUCGGUCAGUGACCAACACGGAGCCGACGGCCGCCCUCAGUCGGCCCGCGAAAUCCGGUGGCGGCGGCGGGUUCUUCGGAAUGUGCUGCUCCUCCUGUGCCAACGAGCGGGCGCAAAACGAAAUUAUUGUCUCCGACUUGUAGAUGAGGCAGUUGUAGUUGUUGUACUUCUCGUCGACACGUUAUGAAAUACAGGAGGAGCUUGCAGGAACGAAGAGAAGCGUUGCCAAUGUUGUAUUUCAUCAUCGUUCCAGUAUGAUUGUAAGACUCAUCUACAUCUCUAUCAGUAAUAUCAUUAUGAGGUCAUAGUUUUCAUUUUUGUACGUACUACACAUAUCGUAAAUCUAUAUCUAAAUAGGCUAUGGUUUCCAGAAUUGUUUCUAUUCCAUAUUUCGUCAGUCGGAGUGAGAAGCGCGUUCACACCCUGCUGCGUACCUAAAAAAUACAUCCGACCAUCAGCAGCAGCAGCAGGAGCAGAAUCGUGAUUCUGUGAGUCUCAUGUGGGCUUGUGACGCGGCGACCCGUCGUGCUGCCAGUGAUUAGAAAAGAGUCUUUUUCAACAUCUUUGGAAACAUCCAUAGGCUAGAUUUGUGAUCGUUAUGUUUCAAUUUCUGGACAUCUACUUUUCAAAAAGAAACGCUCCUAGCAAUUUUUUUCAUUUUCUUUACACCGACCCGGUUGACUCAUUUGCCUUCUCCUUCAAAGCUUUUUCGCACGCAUUUUUUUACCCGCCCAUACAGAUAUUCAUAUUUUGCUUUUGUUGAUUUCGGUAUUUUGUUUUUGUUCCUGUUGGUCCCCGUGUUGCUCGCAUGAUUUGUUGACAUCGACGAUCAUAAACAAUGCCUACAUGCAGCUUUUCGUGCACCAGAAAACUUUGCUUUUCAGCGUUCAUCGGGGAGCUACGCUCACGAUGUCACUGUCUGCGCAGUCGCACACCAACAGUAUCUCCCUCCAUUUCACGUAUAAUUUCAUCGCGCCAAAAGGAAAACAAAU